Lycium barbarum (goji berry) is the source of this 468-nucleotide messenger RNA. RefSeq lists its product as uncharacterized. NCBI's taxonomy places the organism in Eukaryota, Viridiplantae, Streptophyta, Magnoliopsida, Solanales, Solanaceae. Bases 1 to 468 code for a protein of 155 amino acids. The transcript is spliced from 2 exons. Gene Ontology annotation, molecular function: RNA-DNA hybrid ribonuclease activity; nucleic acid binding. The record is from RefSeq and is a predicted model, not a curated record.
AUGGGAUGGUUCAAGUGCAACACUGAUGGGGCCUCUAGGGGAAAUCCAGGGAUGAGUUUUGCUGCCUUUUGCAUAAGAAAUGGUAGAGGAGAUCUAAUGUACGCUGCAGCUAGAACACUGAAUGAUACUACCAAUAUUUGUGCAGAGGCUAUAGCAAUAGAGGAUGGUAUUGAAUAUUGUGUGACACAUCAGUUCUUGCCUAUGAUUAUGAAAACUGAUUCCUUGGCUUUGCUAAACAUCAUAAGGAAGAUAUGGAGUAUCCCUUGGAACGUCAGAAUGGAGAUAAGGAGAAUACAAUAUUGGAGUAAUAAGGGGCAAGUGCAGUUUGCUCAUAUCCUAAGGGAAGGUACUUUACAUGUUAAUAACUUUGAGGAGUUUCCAUCUGAUUCCAAAAUAAUAUUAAACAUGGAUAAGGCUUUGUUACCUAGCUUCAAAUACAAAGUAUAUAAGUCCAAGGAACCAGAUUAA